Cylicostephanus goldi is the source of this 213-nucleotide messenger RNA. NCBI's taxonomy places the organism in Eukaryota, Metazoa, Nematoda, Chromadorea, Rhabditida, Strongylidae. The record is from the annotation of a GenBank genome assembly.
AUGUGGCUACGAUUUGAAGUGCGCGAGAAGCGAAAAGCUGCUAUGCUAAAUAGACAGCCCUUGGAAAUUGAGGGUCUGUCAACAGACAACGAUGAUAAUCCUAUUAAAAUCAAAGUUAACGAUCAGAUUAUCUCGGAGAACGAUAUCGCUCAGUUGAGCACUAUGCUUAUGAAAAGCUUUUUAUCGCGCUCAAACUGGAUGAUAAAAGCAUAG